UUUGCUCGACCUCUCAGUCACUAUAUUUUAACCCAGUUAUUUUAAACGUGGAACAUAUAAACUGCGCUGUCCUUUACAAAAACUGUAAUCUCUUAAAUUAAGCGAUUCACAUCACACUUGUACACUGUAGGCGCUUUUAACAAAGUUGAAUUUCCAAUAUGGUUGGAGAGGUUGUUGUUGUUGAGCAGAUUGUUGUCAUGUCCCCACAGUGCCUGUAGUGGUGCUGUGAGGAGUCUGCUGUGGCUCCAACAAAUAUCCUCAGCAGCCUACCUACUGCUAGUAAUUUGCUCCGGAUAGCACAUAUUUAUACACAUUCUCAUUUCAAGAUACACGGACCUCGAUGAAGAUCACUAUUACUAUACUGUCUCGAAUAUCGAUGCACAAAUAGCCUAACUGAUUCUAAUAGACUUUUCGGCCGCCUGUGUGGAUCGAAUAGCGUACACAGCCCAUACCAAUUCAAGCUGAUGUUGUCAAGGACAAGAGUCACGUGAUGUAUGAAGGCAAACACAUACACUUCUCAGAGGUGGACAAUAAGCCGUUAUGCUCGUACAGCCCAAAGCUCUGCAAGCAGCGCAGACUUAAUGGCUAUGCUUUCUGUAUCCGGCACGUUCUGGAGGACAAGACCGCCCCCUUCAAGCAAUGUGAAUAUGUGGCCAAAUACAACAGCCAGAGAUGUACCAACCCAAUCCCCAAGUCUGAGGACCGCAGGUACUGCAACAGUCACCUGCAAGUUCUCGGCUUUAUCCCCAAGAAGGAGCGGAAAAAGAAACAUGAUGCUUUGGAAGAAAUGCGCACACAGGCUCACCUGGAGUCAGUGGCACUCAACAUAACUGUGCCCUCUCUAGCUCUGAAAGCUCCAAAUGGUCUAGAUGAACUUCCGCCAUCUCCCCCCUGUACACACUUGUUACCCCUUCCUGAUGGGGAACUCCUGGACCCUUUUGCCUUUUAUGAGGAUGGCACCGAUGGUGAAGAGGUGAGUACUCCUCGGAAGAGUAAUGCCAUCAAGAAGAAAUUACAUAGUCGGCUGGUGCUCAACGAGAAACUCUGCCAUGACACAGACCUCUUCCAGCCACCUUCAGAGCACUUUAGUCCUUCCCCUGUCCCCCGUGUCCAUCCUUCCUCGCCGAUCAGCGUUCAUCUCCCACGGCAGCAGUCAGGUCUUCUCCAGCCGCCUCAGCACUCCAGUGUGACUUCCGUCAUCUUCCCAGGACAGCAGCAGGGUUUAUUAUGCAAUCCACCACCACCUCAGACGGCCAACUUUCUGCCUCCAGGGAUAACUUCUAAUGCAGUACCCAGUCCAGUGCAACCUUCUGGGCCAUCACUCGGCAGGAAAAUACCUUUCACUGCUACUCCCAUGCCUGUCAGUUGCAAGGACAGUGGCAGUAACAAUCAACGGCAUGUGGUUGUGAUGCGUCCUGCUGCCUUCUCACCUUCUGCCACCUGUUUGGCCAGGUUGCAGCAUCUUGUGCAGCUCUGCGCCAAGAGACAGCGGGAGCACGGAGAUCUGUUUCCUCAUCUAGGAUUGGACUGGUCAGAAGACAGUGCGGAUGAUGAGGAGGAGGAGGAAGCAGACAGACUUGCUCCUUUUCACACCUCUUGGAGACCACAAAAUGGGCUGGAAGGCGACAUUGGUUCCUCCCGGAGAACACGGCUACUUAGGCUCUGCUCGUACCUCCAGGAGAAGUACAAGCACAUGUGCAGGCAGGAGAGGGCGAGUAUCCGCCAAAAGAGAUACCGCUAUGCCUUCCGCAAAGCCUUGCUGCACGCUGCCAGUAACAGUCCCAACUGUGCUGGGCAGCUGAUCCAGGAGCUGCAUGGUGCCUCUCAGAGCUUCUCAAGUGUGGCUCCAGCAAGGCAGCAGAACACAGAUGCUGGGACCUGCACUGGCAGUACAAAGGGCCAGGCGUGCAGUGACAGAGCUUUGCCCUUCACUCAACACUGCUUUCAGCACAUUCUGUUGAAUCGCUAUCAGCAGCUCUUUGCUAGUUGCACAGCCAAGUUUGCAGAUGGUCAGCAGUGUUCCAUCCCUGUGUUUGAUAUCACGCACCAGACACCCCUCUGUGAAGAGCAUGCCAAAAAGAUGGAUAACUUUCUGCGUGGGGAUGGAAAUCGACGAGUGCAGCACCAGCAACAGCGAAAGCCACGUAAAAAGACCAAACCACCGGCGCUCACCAAAAAACACAAGAAAAAGAGGAGGAGAGGACCACGUAGGCCUCAAAAACCCAUCCCUCCAGCGUUGCCACAGGGGAACCUGGGAAUGCCUUCUACAAGCCUAGCAAUGCCCUCGCAGGCUAGCAUCAGGAGCCCUUCAACUCCAGACCUGAGUACAGAUGAGCUUCCUGACGAUAUCACCAAUGAUAUAGCAGACAUUCCAAAUGACCUGGAGCUAAACCAGGAGGAUUUCUCUGAUGUGUUACCCAGACUACCUGAUGACCUGCAGGACUUUGACUUGUUUGAAGGUAAGAAUGGGGAGCUCCUUCCCACCACAGAAGAGGCCGAGGAGCUGGUGCGUGCUCUGCAAGCUAUGGGGUCCUACCCAGACUCUUUGGUGUGCCUGACUUCCAUGGGAGACCUGGCCCCUUCUGAAGGAGUGGACCACCGAGUUAUGACUGUGUUUCCUGGUCCGGUCCAGCCGGGGACCAUGGGGGACCUGCUCAACAGCCGCAUCCCUACAGAGAACUUCACCAGCCUCGAGCUGGAGGACAAUAUACUGCAGUCUACUGGGGGUCACUUUCCCCCUUCACCUCCAUCUCAGCCUGCUGACCAGCCCCCAACUUCGUGCUCCAACCUAACCUCAUCUUCUUCUGCAGUAGCCCCCUCGACCACCUCCCUGCUCACUCAGACCUCCAUAACGGAGCGAAUGUUCUCCCGAACCCACACAUCCCAUGUACUGGCUAAGCCGGAUGCACCCACAUCAUCUCCCCAGGGCAGUCACUACAGCAGCGAGCAUGUGCCAUCCCCAUACAGUGACCACAUAGCCUCUCCCCAUGCCAGCUCCUUCCAGACUGACACACCUCUGCUGCUGGAAGUCCCUCUCAGUGGGGUACCAGGACCCCCACGCUCAUGGAAUAAUCUCCCUCUGCCCCUCACUGACCCCACACAGUUUGGCAAUCUCAUAGGGUCAGAAAGUCAUCUCAUAUCAACCUCCCUGUCCACUCCCCCAGCCACCACCCACUCUGUGACACUGCAGCCCAUGGCUGCCCUCUCACCGAUGCCUCAGAGUGGCUUGACAGGUAUAUCAACUCCCCCUGCUCCCUCAGCCUCCUCACAUGAUCUUCUGACCUCCACACAGCCCAAGCAACAGCUCCCUCAGUUCAGCGCGGCCUUUGGCCAUCAGUUGGCCUCCCACAGUGGCAUUCCGAAAGAUGUGCAGCCCAGCCACAGCUCCAUAGCGCCCCCCGCUGGCUUCUCCAUAGUUAGUGCCACUGCUGCAAGUGCCAACAGCACCACACCACCUUUCACGCAGAGUAAAUGAGAGCAGGCAGCCUGCAGCAACUGCGUGAUGGUCCGUGGACCCACAGUCACUUACAAUCCACCCGACUGGCUUCUGAUCGACUAGCCCUGUUCGUCUACUACAUGUGUGCAAUGUGGUGAUAGUGCACUAUUUGAUAAUGAAUUUGCACAACCUCAGAUUUUUUCCUCAAAUUUUCUAUUUUUGUUCUUUUACUCUGUAGCCAGGUGAUCACUGGGAUUUUAAGUGAGUGUGAGUCCACUCGUUUAAUGCCUUGUGGUUUCAUCAGCAGGGGGUUACAGGCAGAUUUUGAGGUGAAAUAAAUGAAUGGGUGAAAAUUGGCAGAAGGACCUUUCCAGAAAUGAUCUGUCACAGAGCUCAGAAUUCAUAGAUGCCUCAAUCAGUGGUUGGGGUUAUUUGCUUUGCCAGUUCAAGUCCCAUCUUAAAAUGAUCAGCUGCACCCUGCCUUGCUCAGAUGGCCAUUGCAUUUUGUUUUUUUUAACCAGUUUCAUACACUGCUUCUGUCACUCUAUGAAAAACAAGAGUAUAGGUUGUGAUAUUUGUGAUCCAUUAUGUUUCAAGCUAUUUAAAUGUUAUCAUGAUAUAGAAUCUUACUGAGUCAGAUUUCACAGUCAUAUGAAUUUACCAAAAUACUUUUAAACAACUGUUUUUAUAUUGUGUAUACUGUAUAUGUGCUCAUUUAUUGGUUUGCUCAGAUGUCAAAAUCUCUGACCUCACCAUUGGUUGUGGGACUCUGAGUGGCCUAGUAGACACUUGAAGGUAAACAUAGUUUCUUAAAGCAAUAAACACAUUCACAUAUCUUUAGCAUCAUAAGGUAUUUAUCUCAUCACAUGUAGCUUCACUUGCUGAAUCCAGACUAGAUCAGGAAUAUAUUUUGGCCACAGUUUCACUCGGAUCUAAAGCUAUAUGCUGUCAAGGUCAAAAAUAGGCUCUAGUUCUAUAGACCAGUGAUCAGGCCAGCCUCUUCUUUUGGGUCAUAAUGACUGGAUUUCUGAGGCUUCAGUGUUAUGGUAAGGGUGAUGAUAGAGUAAACCAGGGACUUUUAAGUGUCUACUUUCAAAGGUGCUCUCUGGUCCACAUACAAUGGUACUUAGUGACUUGCAUGUCUCAUAAAAGGCUAAUUCAGUUUCAGGCCUCCAAGGAAACCCACAGUAAGCCAUACUACAAAAAAGGCAUAGGUGGUGAAUUGGCACUGGAAAUUUUUUUUUUCUUCUUAAUUGAUGAGUUUGGUAAAAUAUGAUGGCAUAAAUUGGUGUGUGGAGCACAUCGGAGAUGUGCUUUACUGUAUGCUUUACUCUAGUGAUCUUAAAUGAUGCAAAACCUGGGGUCUGAUUUUAAUUUUAAAAAGGACUCAGCUACUUGACUAAUAGUGAUUCAUACAGCAGUACAACCAUGAUUUUUGAUAGAUAUUAUAUUAGACAGAUUGUCAGACAUUGUUGAGUAUUAGGUAUAUAGAGUAGCAGUCUCUAUCUUGGGGUUUGUUGGUGAAUUAUUGAGUACCAAUGGAUUGAAAUUGUUCUUUGCAUUGUAUUCAGUGGAACCUGUGUCUUGUAGAAUGAGUCUUAUUUUUAAUGGCUAUCAAAAUGGUUAAAGGUUCUCUUUAAAGUUGGAGGGAUCAAUGUUUGUAUGCUGUCAUUUAAAAAAAAAAAUAUAUAUACUGAUGGAGAAUAUUUUUGAUAGCUAUUAAACUCCAGGUAGAAGCCUGAGAUUGCAUGGGGCAACAACCUUUUGUGUGAAAGCAUUAUAAUUAAUAUUAGAUUAUGGUCACUGGCUUGAUUCUUGGUGGAAUGAAACAUUGGAUUAUAUGCAUUUCAUUUCAUUUUGUGGGGUGGGGGGAAAAGGCAGAUCAACAUAUACAGUAUGUUUUUCAACAGAUUUGCACAGGAGUGGGUGAGGCCGGUUGAGUUUCACAUCACAUGACUGUCUUGCCUUUUUUUUUUUUUUUUGCUCAGAUGCUCAUUAAAUGAAUGGCUGCCAUCAUUACCAGCUCUGAGCCUGCACCACACCCCUGUUUCCAUCUGUGAGAAGGCCUAGUUCUGUCUCUCCCUUCCAAAGAGAAAACACAUGAAGUGUAAACCUGUAGCUCCACCAGAGACGACUGGGCUUCUCAGUGACUGCAUUGUUUGUCACAAAUACAGCGCCCAUUAACAGCUCCAAAAAAAAAAAAAAAAAGGGUUGGAUGAAAAUGUUUGCUAGGCAAUACUGCUGUAUCCACAUAGCAUGAGAUUAGUUGCUGCACCAGUUUGCUCUCCCAACAAUAUAGAACAAAAUUAACAGGGCUCGUAGGCACGUAACUGCUUGGAAUUCAGAGAUGGCUGACAAAUUCCUAUUCUCAUUGAAUGUACUGUAAUACUGUUUUUAAAGAUAGGAUGAGCUAAUCUAGUCACCUUUUAUUAUUGGUCCUUGUUUAAUUUGUCUAAGGUAUUUUUUGUAUACAAAGGUUUACAUUUUUAUGUAUAUUUUUCUUGUGUACAAAUUAUGUAAGAUAUGUACAAACACUAUGUAAUAUCUGUAUA
Monopterus albus (swamp eel) is the source of this 5988-nucleotide messenger RNA. RefSeq names its product INO80 complex subunit Da (gene ino80da). The record is from RefSeq and is a predicted model, not a curated record. Gene Ontology annotation, cellular component: nucleus. The transcript is spliced from 10 exons. NCBI's taxonomy places the organism in Eukaryota, Metazoa, Chordata, Actinopteri, Synbranchiformes, Synbranchidae. Bases 491 to 3475 code for a protein of 994 amino acids.